AUGCGCGCUCCCACACCCGCCCUCCUCCUCAUCCUUCUCGCCGCCCUCUGCGCGUUCCCCCCACGCGCCGCCCCGAAGUCCACAAUCGACCCCUGCUCGGACUCCGGCGUCUGCUCGGCCCUGGUGGGCUACACCCUCUACACCGACCUGAAGGUCUCCCAGGUGGCCUCCCUCUUCGCCGUCGACCCCAUCGCCCUCCUCCUCGCCAACGCCUUCGAUGCCUCCAUCCCCGACGUCGAGAACCACAUCCUCCCCUCCGACCUCCUCCUCAAGGUCCCCGUCCGCUGCGCCUGCCUCAACGGCAUCCGCCAGGCCGCCGGCGUCACCUACCGCACCCUCGCCUCCGACACCGCCGCCUCCAUCUCCGGCGGCGUCUACGGCGGCCUCGUCUCCCCCGACCAGAUCUCAUCCGCCAACCCACACGCCGGCAUCACAGACGCCGUCAUCCCCGCCGGGACCCAGCUGAGCAUCCCUCUCCCCUGCACCUGCUUCAACAACACAGACAACAACUUGCCGGCGGUCUACAUGUCCUAUGUGGUGAACGGAAGUGCAGAUACCCUUUCUGGAAUCGCCGCCAGUUACCAGACCACGGUGACUGAUUUGAUGAAUGUCAACAAUAUGGCAAGUCAGGAUCUUGAGGGCGGUGAUAUUCUUGCUAUCCCCUUGUCUGCUUGUGCAUCGAAUUUCCCGAUCUACGCUGAGGACUAUGGCCUGGUUGUGCCCAACGGUAGUUAUGCCAUUACAGCCAGUCACUGUGUGCUGUGCAGUUGUGGGUCCGGGAGCCGCAAUUUGUACUGUGAGCCAGCCCCAUUAGCAGUUUCUUGCUCGAGCAUGCAAUGCCCAAACAGUAAUCUCAUGAUUGGUAAUGUCACCGCACAACAAUCUGCAGGAGGAUGCAAUGUGACUUCCUGCAGUUACAGUGGAUUUGUGAACAAGACUAUAUCUGCUACGCUGUCCACAUACCUGCAACCUAGAUGCCCAGAGUUUCAAUGCGAAAUCGUGGAUGGUGUACUGGCACCCACGCCGAUUUCUUAUAGCUACACGCCAUUUGCUUAUAAUCAGCAACAAGGAAUCCAAAGUGGCAAAUUUUUAAGCAACAAACCGCGCAAUAAACGCAAGAGCGAAGGAGACGAGCCAUUGUCUUUUAGACUCUUCAAGUUCAUGAAUGGUGCCGAAGAAUACAUCAUCGAAGUCCAUGAGGUGUCAAUGGGUAUCGCUAGUCAAUCACAUAUACGAGUGUUCGAACAAGAAGGCGCAUGGCGUAUGCCUUCAACCGGAAGUGAUGACCUAGGAAACCAUAUGGUGCAACCGUGGUCGGAGGAUCCAGACCCUCCUUUAUUCAUAAAAAAUGCGGAGGCCUCGCUCCAAGAGCGUCUAACCGGUUGGACGCUUGAGAAAAGGCAAAGAUCUAAUGGAAAACAUGAUAUGUUCUAUUAUCACCGGCGAAAACAAUAUAGAUCCUUUUACGAGAUGGCGACAUUUAUACUAUAUGCAAACAAGAGGCCGGAGGAUCUACAAUUUACGGAUAAUGCCAAUGUGUGA
This is a messenger RNA of Striga asiatica, 1542 nucleotides long. Lineage: Eukaryota; Viridiplantae; Streptophyta; Magnoliopsida; Lamiales; Orobanchaceae. The record is from the annotation of a GenBank genome assembly.